ACCACAGACUGGAGCGGGACCACUGACUGGAGCGGGACCACAGACUGGUGGAGCAGGACCACAGACUGGAGCGGGACCACUGACUGGAGCGGGACCACAGACUGGUGGAGCGGGACCACAGACUGGAGCGGGACCACAGACUGGUGGAGCAGGACCACAGACUGGUGGAGCAGGACCACAGACUGGAGCAGGACCACAGACUGGUGGAGCAGGACCACUGACUGGAGCAGGACCACUGACUGGUGGAGCAGGACCACAGACUGGAGCGGGACCACUGACUGGAGCGGGACCACAGACUGGUGGAGCGGGACCACAGACUGGAGCGGGACCACAGACUGGUGGAGCAGGACCACAGACUGGAGCAGGACCACAGACUGGUGGAGCAGGACCACAGACUGGAGCAGGACCACUGACUGGUGGAGCAGGACCACUGACUGGUGGAGCAGGACCACAGACUGGUGGAGCACCUGGCCGCAGUACCGCAGCCCGUGCGCCAGGUGGCGGUAGAUGACGUGUCCGCUGCGGGCCCCUCAGAAGAAGAAGAAGAAGACGACGCUCUAACAACACUCUGUCCGCCAUUUGGGCUGUUUACACUCCGGGUUUCUUCUCUCCCUCUUCUAAUCAAACUGAACCAGCUGGUACCUGCGGUGGUACCUGCGCGCGAGACAGCAGCACGUCACAGCGACUGUGAUGGCGGCGGACCGGCGCGAGGACAAAGAUGGAGAGCUGAACGUUCUGGAGGACAUUCUGACCGAAGCUCCAGACCAGGAUGACGAGCUGUACAACCCCGAGACCGAGCGAGACAUCAGCGACAAGAAGGGAACAAAGAGGAAGAGUGACCGCUCAGACAGCCAGGACCUGAAGAGGCGUCGCCCCUCAUCAGGCCACGCCCCCUCCAGGUCGUCCUCCAGCAAUAAAAGAGCCCCGGGACCAGCCCUCUCCGCCUCCUCUUCUAAGAAGGUGGCGUCCAGCCCCCGUGGCCGCCACACCGCCACCACCAGUACCGCCGCUACCGGCAGCAGCUACCAUCAUGAAUACUACGAGGAGCGAAAGGCGCGGCGAGGGGCCCGAGAAGCGACCAGGAGCCGCGGUGGAGAGGACGUACGACGCAGAGAGUCUCCGAGAGGCCUGGAGGGUCUGAGCCAGAAGUUGCGACGUGACGAGCGGCGUGCAAGCCCCUCCCCCCAUGGGGAGGACAACCAAUCAGAGGAGGAGGUGGCAGCAGAGUACGGCUCAGAGCCGGGGUCUGGAAGCUCCUCCCCUGCCGGUUCCCACGUAGAGGAAGAGGACGAGGAGGACCAGGAGGAAGAGGAGGAGGAGGAGGAAGAGGAGGGCAUGGAGGAGGAAGAGGAGGAGGAGGAGGAGGAAGGAGAGAAGGAAGAUGAAGAGGAGGAAGAGGAGGAGUAUGAGCGCCGCGGCGGCGAGGCAAAUGACUACGACACUCGCAGCGAGGCUGGCGACUCGCGCUCCGCCUCCUCCGUCAGUUUCUCUGACGACGGCGAGUCGGUGCACUCGGGCUCGGCCUCCGAGGCCUCAGGUUCGGAGAAGAAGCGGGAGAAGCUGUCAUCGUCUGUCCGAGCAGUUCGCAAAGGGAUGGAGAAUCCGACCAGUAAACUGCGUUACAUCCUGCGAGACGCUCGCUUCUUCCUCAUCAAGAGCAACAACCACGAGAACGUGUCACUGGCGAAAGCUAAGGGCGUGUGGUCGACGCUGCCGGUGAACGAGAAGAAGCUGAAUGCAGCUUUCCGCUCGGCUCGGAGCGUCGUUCUCGUCUUCUCUGUGAGGGAGAGCGGGAAAUUCCAAGGUUUCGCCCGUUUGGCCUCAGAGUCUCAUCAUGGAGGAUCUCCGAUCCACUGGGUUCUUCCUGCCGGCAUGAACGCCAAGAUGCUGGGAGGAGUCUUCAAGAUCGACUGGCUCUGCAGGAGGGAGCUUCCUUUCACUAAGACGGCUCACCUGUCCAACCCCUGGAAUGAACACAAGCCCGUCAAAAUCGGACGCGAUGGACAGGAGAUCCAACCCGACAUCGGCGCUCAGCUCUGUGCCCUGUUCCCAUUGGACGAGAGUGUGGACAUGCACCAAGUGGCUCGCCGCGUUCGUCACAAGCGUCGGACGCCGUCGGAGCCGCGGCCUAGGGGCCGACCACCACAGCGCGAACCGGGAAGGCGUCGCCCUGAAGAGUACGACCUCCACGGCAGGAAGCGACCACGAGCCGACGGUCCGCCCGACUUCAACCAGCGAGCAGGCUUCAUCCAGGACCUGCGGAACCAGCCGGUGGACAGACGCUUCUCCAGUGUGAGGCGCGAUGUUUUCCUCAACGGGUCCUACAAUGACUACAUGAGGGAUUACCACCACAGCGUGGGGCCUCCUGCUCCCUGGCAGACUCUGGCGGCGUACCCCGGUGUGGAGCAGCCGCCCCCCCACCACCCCCCCUACUACCAUCACAGCCACCCCCCACCCCCACCUCACCAGGCCUACCAUCACCACCACCACCCCCCCCUGCAGCCACAUGAGGCUCCGCCCCCUCGCUUCAGAGACAAGCAGCGAGCGCCGCAACACCGCGCCUUCACCUCCAGCCCGCACGACUACGACAUGCGUGUGGACGACUUCCUGCGGCGGACGCAGGCGGUGGUGAGCAGCCGGCGUGAGCGUGAGCGGCAGCGUGAACGUGACCGUGGCGGCCCCCGCCGCGAGAGAGAGAGAGAGAGAGUGAGGGACAGAGACAGGGAGAGAGAGAGGGACAAAGAGAGGGGGCGCUACCGCAGGUGAUCGUGUCAUAUCCUGUCCAGGCUUUUAUUUUGGCUGUUUCCUGUUUUUUGUUGAAAAUUAUGAAUAAAAAAUGAAACGAGCUACGUGAUGACAUCAUCAUCAGCUGCAUCAUCAGUUAUGUGAAUAAAAUAUUUAAAAAACUGUAAAAAUACAAAAUCUGGUGAGGUUUGAUCAAAACAUGAAAGGGAAGUGACAUCACUGCACAGGCUUCAUUUACAGUGUAAUGUCUCCUGAACCUUCACACUUCAUUUCCCAGAAUCCUCUCUGUGGAGCUUCAGUUUGAGUCAGGACAGGAAGCUGUGUUUCAGUAUUUUAGUGCAGAGCGCUCGCACAGCAACACUUUUAGUUUUUUCUCUAAUCAGUGCUUUUAUUGUGAAAGUUUCUCCUGUAAAUCCUUCAAAUUAAAUGUCUAAAAACUUCCUGACUUCAACAUUUUGUAGUUUUUUUUGUAGUUUUCUGUUGAGUGGAACCUCUGCUUCAGUAACUUAUUUCAUUAUAUAUCGUCACACGAACAUUCAAGUUGUUUGUACUCGUGAUCGCCGCCUACUGGUGACGACACGUAAGUUUUGUUUCAGAUCUUUUUUCUUUUUUUUUUUUUUUUGCAUCUUUCUGAUUGGUUGUUACCAUGGUGACCAAACGUCUAGGAGAUCAGUUUCAUUGUGUAUUGAUCAGCAGCAGGUUAAACUGAUCUGUGUUCAGUCUCAGUGUUAAAACAACAAAACUUUAUUCGUUUCCUGUUUCUGAACAGAGGGGGUGGAGCUUCUCUGUUUUUGUACAAAUAAAAAAUAAAAUCUGAAA
This is a messenger RNA of Micropterus salmoides (largemouth bass), 3564 nucleotides long. Its product is annotated as YTH domain-containing protein 1-like. Gene Ontology annotation, biological process: mRNA splicing, via spliceosome; regulation of alternative mRNA splicing, via spliceosome. The transcript is spliced from 16 exons. Gene Ontology annotation, cellular component: nucleoplasm. Gene Ontology annotation, molecular function: N6-methyladenosine-containing RNA reader activity; mRNA binding. Bases 691 to 2766 code for a protein of 691 amino acids. The record is from RefSeq and is a predicted model, not a curated record. Lineage: Eukaryota; Metazoa; Chordata; Actinopteri; Centrarchiformes; Centrarchidae.